This is a messenger RNA of Coturnix japonica (Japanese quail), 6262 nucleotides long. It is a transcript of the gene PDE7B, whose product is annotated as phosphodiesterase 7B. Lineage: Eukaryota; Metazoa; Chordata; Aves; Galliformes; Phasianidae. Gene Ontology annotation, biological process: signal transduction. The record is from RefSeq and is a predicted model, not a curated record. Gene Ontology annotation, molecular function: 3',5'-cyclic-nucleotide phosphodiesterase activity.
CGCCCCCGCCCCGCUCUGGAUGCCGAUCGCGGCUGCUCGGGCCGGGGGGUGGCUGCGGCUGCCCGGCGGGGGGCGCGGGGCAGGAUGCCGGUGCUGGAGCGCUUCUUCCCCGCGGCAGAGCCGGGCAGGCGGAGGAGGACGGGGGAAGAGCCGAUGCCCUUUCCCAUGGGCAGCCUGCCCGGUUAUCAGCAGGGGACCCUGGCCUGGGACUUGCCCGAGAUGAUCAAGAUGGUAAAGCUCGUUUGGAAAUCCAAGGGCGAGCUUCGCGGGGCGAAACACAGAGGGGUUCUGGAGAGUGAGGAUGCCCUGAGCGGCUCGGCAGGAGAUGCACGGGUGAGAGGUCAGACAGGGGUUCUCUCCGAGCGCCGCGGCUCCUACCCGUUCAUAGACUUCCGUCUUCUUAACAAUACAACAUUCUCAGGGGAAAUCGGCACCAAGAAAAAGGUGAAAAGACUGUUAAGUUUUCAGAGGUAUUUCCAUGCAUCUCGGUUACUGCGUGGAAUCAUACCACAGGCCUCUCUGUACCUGCUGGAUGAGGACUACCUUGGACAAGCACGGCAUAUGCUAUCCAAAGUGGGAACAUGGGAUUUUGACAUUUUCUUGUUCGACCGCUUGACAAAUGGAAACAGUCUCGUAACACUGCUCUGUCACCUCUUCAACGUGCAUGGACUUAUUCACCAUUUCCAGCUAGAUAUGGUUACAUUACAUAGGUUUUUAGUUAUGGUUCAAGAAGAUUACCACAGCCAGAACCCUUACCACAAUGCUGUCCAUGCUGCUGACGUCACACAAGCUAUGCACUGCUAUCUAAGGGAGCCCAAGCUUGCCAACUUCCUCACCCCAUCGGACAUCAUGCUUGGACUGCUGGCUGCUGCAGCUCAUGAUGUGGAUCAUCCAGGGGUCAACCAGCCAUUUUUGAUCAAAACGAAACACCACCUUGCCAGCCUGUACCAGAAUGUUUCAGUGCUAGAAAAUCAUCACUGGAGAUCUACAAUAGGCAUGCUUCGAGAAUCACGACUCCUCGCUCAUCUGCCCAAGGAGGUGACACAAGACAUCGAACAGCAGUUAGGCUCCCUGAUCUUGGCAACAGACAUCAACAGACAGAAUGAGUUUUUGAUUCGUCUGAAGUCUCACCUUGACAAUCAGGAUUUGAGACUGGAGGAUGCACGAGACAGACAUUUUAUGCUACAGAUUGCACUCAAGUGUGCUGACAUCUGCAACCCCUGCCGGCUGUGGGAGCUGAGCAAGCAGUGGAGCGAGCGGGUCUGCGAGGAGUUCUACCGCCAAGGUGACCUGGAACAAAAAUUUGAACUGGAAAUAAGCCCACUUUGUAACCAGCAGAAGGAUACAAUCCCAAGCAUUCAGAUUGGGUUCAUGACGUACAUUGUAGAGCCACUCUUUGAGAGGUGGGCCCAGUUUACAGGAGACACCCCCUUAUCUGAAAACAUGUUAAACCAUCUCAGGAGGAACAAGGCAAAGUGGAGGAGUUUACUCCAUAAGCAACACAGCAGUAGUAGGAGCAAUGACCACUCAGGUCAAGUGACUGGCAGCCAGGAACAGACUUUAAAUGAAGAAGAAACUCCUUAGUGGCAGCUUUGCACUUUUCCUUAUAGCACUGCUAUCUCCGUCUUGAUCACAGCAGCAAGCAGAAUCCUGAGGAGUUAGGAGCCUGUUGUCAAGACCAUGGAAAGGGAAGAAAUGGCAAAGCAGAUACUGUAAGGGUCCUCAUGAACAAACCCAUGGUUCUGCUGGUUCCUUUCUGGAUCUCCUCCAUCUUCCUCUCACCUCUCUUCAUUCUGUGCAUGCCUGAUGCCAUCUGUCACUUCAGAUCACGAACUGCUUGAAUGCAGGGUCCCAGCCAGCAGAGCUGAAGCCGAGCCAGUUACUGCUGCCGUGAAGCAGGGAGGAUUACCGAGAGAACAGAGGAGGAUAGAGGCACUCUUGGUUAUAUAUUCAUUUACCAUGAGUCAUACUGUGACAUAUGUAUAUAGGCCCAGAACGCCGUACGCUUUCCAGUCUGGCAGCUGGGCUGCACAUGAAACCACCAGCAUCUUCAGAACCCAGAGGACACUGGUUGAGUGAGACAGCGCUCGCAGAGGGCAGAGAGAAUCUGGUUAUUUUAGUAAUUAAAAUAAAAACCUUUUUAACUUUUGUAUUCUGUGCACUAAACAGAUCUAUAAACUUUGGACUGAAGUUACACAACUCUGUGUACACAACUCCAGUGUAACAAGGCUCAUUUUGGUAAUCAUUUUUAUGCCACUUUGGAUAAAAGACGGGCAUCUUCUCAUUGCAAGGAACAGUAUUCCCUCGCAAAUGAAGGGGAAGGUGUUGCUGUACAGUCUAACCCUCUGAAACAUGAACAGAUCUACCUUUUGAGUACUGUUUCAAGUAACAUGUUUAUAUUCAUGUGUGUAUAUUUUCUGUAAAUACGAGACGCUACUGAUUCCCAUGCCAAAAUACUGGAGUAUUGUGGGAUUGCUACCUGUAAAAAACAUUGGCACUGUGAACAGAAUACUGUUAGUUUUAAUACAAGAGAAACCAUUUGUAAAUACGUUACAGAGUUUAUUAAUAUUCACUGUUGUUUGUGGAUAAAAGCCUUAACUUUUAGCAUCCUUCAUCUUCUGAUAGCUGCCAAAAAUCAUAUGAACACAAGAUACAAUUCUGUACUGCCUUUCCACUAUUGAAGGUGUACCACAGGUCAUUAGGGAAUGAAGUCUGGCAGAAUAACUUCUUGAAAACUUCAAACACAUUCCAUAUGGGUCCGUGUUGUUAAACCGUAGCACCUUGCACAUUCAGUAUAGGCAAAAAGAGAGCCUGAAGUUCAAAACAAACAAGCAAAGCCAGAAGUCCACAGCAACAACCACAGAUCAACAAUUCAAACAGAUUAACAUUAAGUCAAGAGUGUGAUUUUUUCAUUAAAUAGCAUAAUGAUCUAAAAAGCACGACAUCCUAAUAAUUCUGGAAUUCAGUUCUUUUCUUAAGCAAUGUUGUAGUGGAUAUGGGUUCCCCCCCUAUAUUCUCUUACUCAGAUAUCCAGCAUAUAAAUACAUUUGUAUUUUUCUUUUCAUUGAAAAAAAGAAAAGAAAAGAAAAGAAACCUUCAACCAACUGCUAGAUCUGUCUCACUCACUGAAGGAAGAAAUGCUUUCCAGUCAGCCUGUUAAGGAAAGUCCUCGUAACUGUCAUAGUAGUUGAGGAAUUGGUUUUUCUGAAAGAUACAUGGCCCUACUUAUGUCAUAAACAGCCUCAGUUCAUUCUAUGCGAAGCUUCCUUUAAGCUUCCAUGAUUUCACCAAGAUCGCAUUCUUGGGCACUACUGCAUGGCACCAAAGGGAUUGCCUUCACUCCCCAAAAGAUCUAAUAGCGUCCAGACAAAGUAAAGCAUUGUUAAACCCUCAGCACAUCAAAUCAGCACAGCUGCUUUCCAAAAGAACUAGCAGAUAUGGCCAUGUGACCAUAUUCUGGUACAGUGUCUUUGGACAGGCCAACAAAGCACUAUUUAAGUUGGUGUUUGAGAGAACUCUUAGAGAGCUGCAAGGGUAGAUGCAGUAGAAUUUAGUUUUAGUUACAGGGAACACUGACUCUGUCAGACAAAGUCUUCACAAUCAUAAAGUGACUAACAUGUUUAAAGGACAACAGAAUGCACAAGGUUUAGUGAAGGAUGCUUUAUUCUACUAAGUCAGUCACUGGACAUGUAUCUUCAGAAAAAAAGGACUGAAAUUCAGUGAAAUAGGAAGGUGGAAAUCACUAGCUAUGAGUAACAGAAAAUUCUCCUUCCUCCCUCUUGUAAACAGGACUCAUAUAUUAGAUGUGCCACAACAGUCAAAGAGAAGGAGUCGAGUUGUGGUAGAAUAAAAUUAUUUCUAACUAUAGGACAUAAAUGCCUUUUUAACCACCUGAUGGUGGAGGUGGGAGCAUCACCACUUUACAGCUUUUUAGAUAGAUAUUCCUUCAUGACAGAUUUAGGACAAUUAUUAGGACAUUAUACAAGCAGUAUAAUGGGCUGCCUACAAGCACUUAAGUACAUACAAAAGAAUAUCAUUUCCCUUGUUUUGUCUUUUAUACUAAGAAAAUGAAGCCAUUUUCCAUCUAGUUCAAAGAAUUCUUUAAAGUGUUCUGAGGUUUAGUUAAAUAAACCUGGUGCCUAGCAGCAUAAAAAGCUCUUGACAGAAACAUUGCUGUGCUGCUGAGGAGCAUCCAGAAAAUAGGUCCAACAGGAGAGCUUAGUGCACGUCAAGUUCUGUUACAGCUACAGUGCAUCCAAGGUUUUUUCUGUAAUUAGAGCCUAAGGGGCCUAUUACAAGACUGCUCUUACCAAGAGAAAUCUUCCUAAUAAACUUUGAAAAGCUGCUCUUAAAAUAAAGGGGUUUUUUUGUUGUUGCUGUUUGUUUUGUCCGGGGUUGAGGUUGGGUGCACUGAACAUUCUUGCUGAAUUUCAAUCACCCUAUCUAAUGAAAAGGUGCUUGAAAUAAGAAAUAAGUUCAGGGUGGCUCUAGAAAUGCUUCUGUUGUUCAAAGCCAAAGCCAUUACAGAAGUUUGGGUCUGGACCAGUUUGCCUCAGGUGCUCUAGAUAAAAGUGAGCUGAAAAACCAGGCUCUGGCAACCAGAUUCACUGGGGUCUGCGAUUGGACUGGAUGAUCUUAAUUAAAAGUCUUUUCCAAUCUUCACAAUUCUAUUAUUCCCCAGAAAAAUAAGCCAAACCAUAUCUGCUGCAGCUGAUUCAGCAACACCAGUGCUUGGUAUUAUCUAGUAGCAUAGAGAACACUGUGGGGCUGGGACUUCUCCCCAAGGAUGCCAGCAGGACAGUGUAUGAACUGAAUGGAAAAAAAAAAGUAUGUGCAGACAUACAAAGUCCAUGGAUUAUUACUCUGGCAGCCUUAUUGGAAGACUUUAGAGGAAGACCUUGUGAGACAUUUUCCUUUCUUACUGGGCCACUGCAGCUAGAAGACUGCAGUUUUAAAACUUUUUCAUUUUCAAACUUUCAAAAAGUUUUUCAUGUAUGUAAUGAAGGAAGCAGAUAAUUGCUAAGAAGAAGCUUAACACACCCUAACAAUGCCGCACAAACCUUCACUUAAUUGAUUAAAACCAGUUUCUUCAAAUGCAGGCUUCAUUUUAUCAAAGAGGCAAAAUUCUGAAUAAAUAGAGUGGUAAUAAGUGACAUUUUUAAGUUGGUUAGAACAAUAUAUGCAUAUGCACUUUCAUUAAGUAAAGGUUCAACCUGCCUUUGGGUUUCUAAGGGCCAACAUUCAGGCCACCAACCAAAAUGGGAAAACAUGAACUAUAACAAAUGAAUACUCCUAAAAAAUAGAAGCAGUCAGAUGAGUAGCUGACAUUAAGUAGCACCUCUGUAUGUUCUCUCUAACAUCAAUCUGUUCGUUUCACAUGGACUACUGGUUUUCACAAAGAAAAUCAGUCUCCUAUAAUGACCAAUGAGAAGGUUGUUGCCACAGCAAAAGGAAUAAUCUACAUCUCAAACUGCACGGCAGCUGUCUUAACAGCUUUUCUUAACUCUGGAAACUUCUAAUGGAAAGUUCAACCAUCAAAACAGAGGUGGACUGCCCACAAGUCCUUCCAAAUGCACUGCUCUUGGAAAGGAGAAACACUCCUUUUGUUUUCAGAUAUCAGAUACCAGACAUCACCUAUAGCCUUUCAUUCUAAUAAACUCAGAUCAGCACUCCAUAAGAUUCUCCCACUCUCCUCCAGACACCACUGCCCACAGAUCCAGUAAUAAAACUUAAAUUAAGACCCCAUGAAUUUAAAAGAAGAAAAAAAAAAGCCAUGCCAAAACCUAAACAAAACAGAAUAAAACCACAAGGCAAGCUUCAUGCCAUGAACGUGUGUCUGAAUUAUUUUGAUUGGUGCAAACGAUUACUGUAUUAUUUGUUUCUAUAAGUCAUCCAAUAUUUUAGGUACAUAAACUUUCAGUGCAGAGCAUAAGUUUGACUUGGAUGUAAAAAUAUAUUCUGCUUAUCUCUGAAAUCAAGAUUGUAUAUGUCAUGUUUAUUGUAAAGCAUUUUAUAUAUACAUAUUCACAUAUCUUGUACGACUCAAUGGGCCAAACACUGGUCCCACCAACUUCACUGGGACCAAGAAUCAGCCCACAUAUGUGCGUAUAUUUGCCAUAUGCAUCAUUCUAAAAGGAAGCACUAGAUUGUGUGAAAAUGCUGUGACUGCUAUGCAGUGAUGCCAAGAGACUUAAUUGUAUCUUUUUUAACAUACUGCUGUAAGUAUUCAUCAUGUCAAAGAAUGACAACUAAUAAAUAAAAA